This is a messenger RNA of Caenorhabditis briggsae, 513 nucleotides long. The record is from RefSeq and is a predicted model, not a curated record. The transcript is spliced from 2 exons. The coding region runs from base 1 to 513 and encodes 170 amino acids. NCBI's taxonomy places the organism in Eukaryota, Metazoa, Nematoda, Chromadorea, Rhabditida, Rhabditidae.
AUGUUUUCCAAUGGGUUUCGUUGGUCCGCCAACAGUCCGUCAGUUCUCCUUUGGCAGCCGACUAGCAGCCAACCGCCAACUUGCGUCUCCUCAGUUGUCAUUCAGGCUCAGGAAGAUGCAAUCAAUUACGAAGCUCUCAAUCUUGCCGAAGUUUAUAAAGAACACUGUGUUGAGAUGUUUGAAAAAUGGUGGAACUGUAAAGAAAUUGACCUCGGAUUCUGUUUGAACUGUAACUUCUAUUCGGAUAAGCUGGAAAUUUGUAUAUCCUGCGAACUCAAACAGCGAAAUUCUGCGCUUCACUAUAAACCUGGACUCCAAGAAACACAAUUGCAGUUUAAUUAUGAUGGAUUGGCUACGUUACCGAUGAGAUGGCAAUGUGAAGAAUGUGAAAAAAAGGCUUCAGGCAAAUUGGAUGCACCAAUAUUUCGGAAAUUCGAGGCUGGAAAGAAGGAGAGGAGAACUGACUCGUGGAUGCAAUCAUCUGAAAAGCAGAUUAGAGAAACAACAGGAUAA